Molecule: messenger RNA, 783 nt
Organism: Eruca vesicaria subsp. sativa (arugula)
Lineage: Eukaryota; Viridiplantae; Streptophyta; Magnoliopsida; Brassicales; Brassicaceae
Source: the annotation of a GenBank genome assembly
AUGAUGACUGAAGUCACAUUAAACCAAGAAGAUCACUCCUACAUGUUUGAUGAUGAUGAUGAUGAUGAUGAAUCCACACCAGUGAAGGCUUGUAGCGAGUCGAGUUAUCAUGUCACACUCACAACAGAUGAAACAAUCAAGAAGCUGAAAGUGCAAAGAGAGACACGCUCUUCUGUAAAGAGACGUCGAAUGUUACAGUUCAAAGACCAGCCUAUGGAAACAACUCUUUUCAGCAGUGAGAGUUUCUCUUCAAUCUUAAGAUCAAGCGCUAGAGAGGAAACAUUUGAUGAGCUUAUAGAAGAUGCUUCUGCCUCAAGCUUCAAUGGCCUUGAUCUGUAUGCUGACUACUUAAAUGAUGCCGAAACACCAACUCUACCUGAUGACUUAAGCUUUGAAUCUAACGAUGUCCAUGUAGAUAUUUCAGAGUAUCUAAAUCUGCCACCAGAAACAGAAACCAAGGAAGUUAGGAGGCCAGUGACUCGUUCUUCUCCAAAUGUUAUAUUUAAAGCAGGUAGAAAAUCUAGUGCAAGACCAGUUCCAAAGCUAGCAUCGUCUAUCAUCUAUCCAUUUGCAUUUAUCAAACCGAGUGGUGUUCAUGGAGACAUGACUCUCAAGGACAUAAACCAGAAAAUCCGAACUCCACCAGCAAAACCAAUGGAAAAUAAAGCAGAGCCUCCAGUGUUACAAACUUCAGAAUUCUCUGGGAAACCUGUAGUUGGAAAGACUAAGAUCCGCACAGAAGGAGGAAGAGGAAGCAUCACUAUAAUGAGGACGAGAGGCUAA